Molecule: messenger RNA, 1422 nt
Organism: Colletotrichum navitas
Lineage: Eukaryota; Fungi; Ascomycota; Sordariomycetes; Glomerellales; Glomerellaceae
Exons: 3
Coding region: 363-1172 (269 amino acids)
Source: RefSeq, a predicted model, not a curated record
CUAUCUUACAUGACCUCACGUCACCCCGCCUCAACCCAACUUGCGCAGCAAAACUUCUCAAAAACAACUGCCCAAAGACCUUGGUCCUUUCAACGAAGCUUCUCAAAAACAACAGUCUAAAUACCUUCGUCUUGCGCGAAGCUAUUUCCAGAUAACAGCACAGGUCAAAAGGUUGACUGUAAUCUACGCAAGGUACCUAAACUUGAGAUGCUACUUCUCCCCUUCCCUUAUUCAUCAACUAAGUUCAGUCAAUGAUAAAAAGGACUCUUCUAUAUAUGCCACCGUUCAAUAUUCGCAAACACCAUUUUCCGCUCAACCCCUUCUGGAAGCUUUGAACCCAACAUUUUGCGUCACACUUCACCAUGUCUCGUCAUCGCAAAGCUGCCAAGUCCUCCUCUGCCUCCUCCCUUGCGCCCCAGACUCGUGUCCGCAAGAAGGCUAGCCCUGGAACCGAAGCAGGUGCAAAGUGUGAAGUUUCUGUUCCGCCAGAUGUCAAGGAGGAGUUCAAGGCAACCGAGCAGUCUGAAAAGACGACCAAGAGGAAGGUCGCACUCAAACCCACAAUCUCACCUCCAGCAAAGCGUCAGAAGACAACCGUUAUCAAGCCGACCGAGAAUGAUACCAAGACCAUUGCCACCAAUCCAAUCACUCCCAAGAAGCCAGGAGCAAUUCCACAAGAGUCCUUCAAGCCCCAAUUCCGCACCUUUCCCGAAACUCCGAAGACGCCUAGCAAGGUCAAAGACGGCGCGAUGGACAAGAUGGAUGAGUCUGACUCCGAUCCUGAGCCCCGGUCUAUGGCUGUCCAUAGCAGCAGUUCUCGACGACUCAAGACUGAGAUUGCCAAACUCAAGUCUCAGAUUAAGAAACCCAAAGAAUUGGCGUCCAGUAUUUUCACCAGCGCGGUCCACAAAGACAACGAUGAGAAGAAAAACAAAUGUGGUCUUUUGGCUGAAGCCCAUUCUCUGUCCUUUGGCGUUCAGUCUCUCACUAAAGCAAUCACCCAACUGCCUGUCACAGAGAAAAACAGUGGUGCGGAUAUCAAGAAGGCUGUUGAGCACACUGAAGGUGCUGUUGUCUCUGAGCAGCUUCUAGCCGGGAAGCUUAGAGAUGGCGAAGAGGACACUGGCACAGACCUGCUUAGAGAGCUUUUCUUUUGCACGCGAAAGCGCUAGAAUAGUCAUUCAGGAGACCAAACAUGGAGAUAACUAGCAAUAGUGUGUUAAUCUGCAUCUGAAUAAUAGACUGCAUAUGUGCUAUGAUUGCUCUUCAUCCAGAGUCAAGAUAUUUGGAGCAAACGUCGGAGGCUCGCCACUCUCACUCUCUCGUUAGUGGCCUAUUACCGGAAUUUUCCUUUCUUCUGGCUUAUGCUGUGUGGCAACAAUACCAAUGUGUUAUCACGCCAAGAGAACAUUUCAGGUAAGG